Amyelois transitella is the source of this 1992-nucleotide messenger RNA. RefSeq lists its product as uncharacterized. The transcript is spliced from 3 exons. Bases 945 to 1919 code for a protein of 324 amino acids. The record is from RefSeq and is a predicted model, not a curated record. NCBI's taxonomy places the organism in Eukaryota, Metazoa, Arthropoda, Insecta, Lepidoptera, Pyralidae.
AUUUGCUUGUUUUAUUUUAAUGACUAACUAACUCUCACUCGUCAUCAGCAUUUUAGCUUCGAACUGCUUAGGCAGCGGGACAGUGACACUAAGUAUUCAAUAAAUAUAUUUACAGGUGAUAACAAAAUCAAACAAAGAAGUCGUCACUUUUAUACGUAAUUUUACAGAUGUUUAUCAUAAUGGAUCUUAUACCAUUGUAAUAAAGCACACAUUCUUUGAAUUAUCUAAUUCUGUGCUUCUCUUUAAAUAUCUAAACCGAAAUCUAAAUUGCUGCUGACUGACAUAUCGUGGUCUAUUGAGGAAUUCACUAAGAGAGUAUUUAGCGACCCGCAUCCAGCUUCCCAUGGAAAGCACUUAUAUAGAUAUAAACCUUCCUCAGGUAGCCCCCUCUUUUCAAACAGGAACAAAAUCCGUCUACGACUUUCCUAGAUUACUAAGAUAGAAGAUUAAAAUUAAUUAAAAAUUAUUAUCUCUCCAAGCCUUGCUUAUUUGGAUUUUAUUUAAGUUUAUUAUUUGGUAUUUACAUAUGUAUUUUAUAAUAUUUUAUUUAUUUAUUUGUUUAUUAUGUAUGUCUAUAAUUAGUACUGUGAGUGGAGUACACGCCUGCCACUCUUUCCAUCAUGUCUCCCAUCUCGGGUCUGCUGAAAGAGAUUUCUUUUGAUUUUUCAAUGAUGAUUUAAAUCUCCCACAAUUUUUGGCAAUUAUUCGAAAGAACUAAAUUGCAGUUAACUUGUAUUUAAAUAUUUUAUUAAGUUUAUUAUUUGGUUUCGAGUAUUCAAAUCUUCAGCAUCUUACUCCACAAGAGUUUAGAACAUAUCUCAGAUGAAGUUGACAAUACUGACUAUAAUUUUAAACGCAACAUUUUGGGAAAUGCUAGUAGCGUUUUAAAUUUGAAAGAUCCCACGAAUUUAAGUCGCCGCCAAUUUAAAAAACGUGUCAAAAGGAUGGUCAUGCCACCCGUGCAGAAUAUGAUGUUUCUACCAGCGUCACAAGAAAGAAACGAACAAGGUCUCGGUGCUUUGUGGCCCGAUACUCAGGGUCCAGGAGCUAUUGCUCAAUGGCCUACAAAUAGUUGGCCAGGGAAUGGAUGGAGUGGGAAUAUGUGGCCCGGGAACGGAUGGCCGGACCCCGGAACGGGAUGGGUUGGUCCGGGGAUGUUUAGUAACAAUGGGUGGCCACCUGGUGUAAAACCUGACGAUUUCUUACCAGAUGGUGUAAAAUUAGAGGAUUUAUUAAACAACGUCGAAGAAAUUUUGCCAGCUGGAAAUUCAGAAACCACUACUAAAAUAACAGAAAGUUUGAGCAGUAUACCAAUUGCCACUUCAACGCAAAAGAUUGAGAUUACGACAACGAAAAAUAUAGACCUACCAACAAAACUUCAGACUAUGAUAAUUCAAGAGAAACUUAUAGAAGUACAGACUAUGAAAAAAAAGGAGGUAACAACGGAAGUUAAUACUACAGAACAUUAUAAAAUACCAAUCUCGAAAUUUAGUGAAACAAGAAUCACAAUAUCCAGUAAGAAUCCUGCAUCACGACCCAAAAAGAACAACUUGUUGAAAUUAGAAAAGAAUCAGGAUGUUACAGAUAGUGAUUAUACAAAAAAUGGGAGAAAAAUAUUUAGACCUGGUAAACAAUACAAUUAUGUUAAUCAUCAAGUUAAUAAUCAUCCCAGCUAUUUUCGUUCUUCCCAAUAUGAACCGUAUCGUCCAUUUAAUCCAAAGGAUUCAAAUAAACCAUCUAAGAUUUAUGACAUUGAAAAAUACGGGAAAAUUGGUAGUUUCCCACUAGAAAAUGUAUUUUUAAGACCAACCAAAACACAAUAUUCCUCCUUUUUGAGUACAAAUAGAAGAACUGGAACGACCGUGUUAACGAAAUAUGGAUUAAUUCCAAGGACAAAUUAUAAUCCCAAUAUUCAAUAACCCUUGAUAUUGAAUACUUUAUUGUUAAAUAAAUACGUAUUUAAAUCCCAUCUUAUUAAAUAAACUCAACAGA